Molecule: messenger RNA, 1842 nt
Organism: Populus euphratica (Euphrates poplar)
Lineage: Eukaryota; Viridiplantae; Streptophyta; Magnoliopsida; Malpighiales; Salicaceae
Product: hsp70 nucleotide exchange factor fes1-like
Exons: 7
Coding region: 237-1424 (395 amino acids)
Cellular component (GO): endoplasmic reticulum
Molecular function (GO): protein binding; adenyl-nucleotide exchange factor activity
Source: RefSeq, a predicted model, not a curated record
CGCUCACAGCCCUUGCUUUUGUGUGGGCUGAUCUGACCGAGACCGGAAACCUGGAGAGUGUUACCGAAAUAGUCAAUCAGUAUUCGUCUGCUUCGCCUACUUUUUGUUUCUUCUCUCUUCUCUUCUAUUUAUGCUUAUUUCCAUACCCUUUAUCUUUAUUUGUAUUUCCGCAAUUUAAAAAGGGCAAACAAGUUUUAGGGUUUGAAGGAAGUAGGUAUUAGUGAAGUAGAAGAGGCAUGGCAAAAGAGGGACCCAACUGGGACGGAUUGCUCAAGUGGAGCCUUGCCCAUUCUGAUGGGACUGCUCCAAAUCGCAAUCUGAGUGAGGAGGAUAGAAGAUGGUUUACGGAAGCUAUGCAAUCACAGAGCGUUGAUGUGAUAAAGAGAAUGAAGGAGAUAACUCUUGUGAUGCGAACCCCAGAACAAGUGUUGGAAUCUCAAGGAGUUACUCCUGCUGAUAUUGAAGAUUUGUUGGAUGAGCUGCAGGAACAUGUUGAGUCCAUUGACAUGGCCAAUGAUCUUCAUUCGAUCGGUGGUUUGGUCCCUCUCCUUGGUUUUCUGAAGAACACCCAUGCUAGUGUUCGAGCAAAGGCUGCUGAAGUUGUAACCACCAUUGUCCAGAACAACCCUAGGAGUCAGCAAAUGGUUAUGGAAGCAAAUGGUUUUGAGCCUCUGCUUUCUAAUUUCACUUCAGAUCCUGAUGUGACUGUAAGAACCAAAGCGCUAGGUGCAAUAUCAUCUUUAGUCCGACAUAACAAACCAGGUAUUGCUGCCUUUCAUCUAGGAAAUGGUUUUGCAGCUCUGAGAGAUGCCCUGGGUUCUGAGAAUGUGAGAUUUCAAAGGAAAGCAUUGAACUUGAUCCACUACCUACUGCAUGAGAAUAGUUCAGAUUGCAGCAUAGUCAGCCAGCUGGGAUUCCCACGCAUAAUGUUGCACCUUGCCUCAAGUGAAGAUGCAGAAGUACGAGAAGCUGCCCUUCGUGGCCUUCUUGAGCUUGCUCAAAACAAAAUAGAUGGGAACACUGGUAGAUUAGGUGAGGAUGAUGAAAAAUUGAAGCAACUCCUUGAAGAACGGAUUAAUGGUAUCAGCCUGAUGUCACCUGAUGAGCUUGGGGCAGCUAUGGAGGAAAGACAGCUUGUAGACACCCUCUGGGACACUUGCUACAAUGAACCAUCAUCUCUACAUGAUAAGGGGCUUCUUGUACUCCCUGGAGAAGAUUCAUCUCCUCCUGAUGUUGCCAGCAAGCAUUUUGAACCUCCCCUUAGAGCUCGGGCUGCUAGACCUGAUGCUAAUAAAAAUUCCAGUACUGAAAAUAAACAAACCCCCUUAUUAUUAGGAUCGGGUCCUGCAUCAGAGGCUGCAAAUGUCCAAGGGACCUCUAGUGGUGAAGUCAAUGCUGAUGAACCACAGAACAGCUCUACAUAAUGCUGAGGCAGUUUCCAAGGUUUUUAAGGCAGUCUAGUCCUACAAUCCAUUUCCUCAUCUCGGUUAACAGUGAUGCCUAGAACUAGAUCAUGAGAAAGAAAGGCAGUCAAAAACCAGAGGAUCUUCUUAGCAACUGAAAAGAUGCAAGUUGGCAAGUCGGUAUCGAUCAUGUGGUGUAUUGGAAACGGCUUCUCAGAGGAUUGAAUGCUAAUAGAUCCUAAUCUAUCUUAAAGAUCUGUUUUGGUUGGUCCUCAUUACUACUCUGAAAUCUUCAUAAAGGCAAAUGAUAUGUGAUUGCUAUGCUGGGGAUGUACUGUAACAAGCUCAAUAUCUUUCUGGUGAAAAUUUUGGAUUUAGUGUCGUGUUUCAGUGUUGUCACUAGUGAAAUGGAUUUACAGUUUUCUUUUCUUUUCUUAAA